CAUCCCAGCACGAAAUGCACUGCCCUGCUGCCCUGUCCGGGGCAGGUCUCUCUCAAUGCUACACUGUCCUUGUUCAAUGAACGCAAGAGAAAAGCUCCUUCCCCCGGCAGCCGGAAGGAAAUUGGGCAGCAUAAAGGAAAGUUAUUCGCUUUAACAUUGCCCCAAACUAUCGCAGGAAUGGAUUCAAGUCUCAGGGCAGAACAAGGCGUCAUUAAAAGGUAAAGAAACUCUCAGGGAGGAGAUGCACGGAGGAAGGCAGCAACAAGUGCCGGCCCUCGGGCGCCCCGGGGAGCUGGCACCGGCUCUGGCUCAGCCUGCGCUGCCUCCUCUCCCUCCCUCUUUGGCACACAUGUAACACGAAACUUCGCAUCUCCGGGACAACCAGCAACAAAAAAAAAAAGGAAGAAAGGCAGAGACAACAGCUGGCUGUCAGCAGCGGAGCAGAGAAGAGCCGAGCGAGCAGCAAGCCAGGAUGAAGGGAGAGAUGACGUGAAAGUUUAAGAAGACGGAAAGAAAAACAAGAGGAGAAGAAGAGCUGGCGGUCGGGAGGCAAGAACAGAAAACACAAAUCACCUCUGCCUUCUCCACCAUCUCUUGGAAUGGAAACAAAAUUGAAAACCUCCUGAAACAGAAUCCCACAGCACUAAGGAUAAAGCAGCCAUUUCUGGAGCAGCUCACUUGGGCAUAAGGCCUGGAGAGGUUGUGACAGAAUGUCUUCUGAACGCUUUCUGAAGGAAGUUCAAGCCAUUGGUGAGAAGUUUCUCCUUAAGCUCCAGAGACUGCCCAAGGCUGACCCAGUGGAGAUUGUCAGCUUUUCUGUGGUUCUUCUGUUUAUUGUUACUGUGCUGGUGCUCACGAUCAUUGGCUGCAGUUGCUGCUGCUGCAGCUGUGAUGGACGCCCUGACCCCAGGCACAGGAAGAGCCAAGUCCGCCCAGCUGCCCAUUCAUGAAGUGACACAAUCGAGGACAUGCAUGGACAUCAUGAUUCAGUGCUAUGGGAAUGACUUUCCACACUAGCCCACUGAAAAUGGCAGUAACAAUAUUCAUUAACAUGACUCAAAGGACCAGAAAUCACAGUGUGGAAUUCCUUCUCUCUGUGACAGCCACUACUGUGACCAGAAAGGUAAAGCUCCUUUACCAUCACUGCCUCCCUCUUCUGGGCUGGGAUGAGGUGGGAGGGCAUGGACACAGAUUGCUGAGAAAAGAGACAGCUUUCCCAAAGACAGCCCUGCAGCUGGGCCAGCUGAGGAUCUCCUCUGGGACAUGGAGCCACAGAGCAAAGCAGAGGCCACGCACACAGCCACACACAAGGCACUGCCUGCUCUGCUCACCAGAAGAGUGGUAUUGGGCAUUACAAGAACCCACUGACACCACUGGGAGGUCCAACUGCUCAAGUCAUCGUGGAUCAAGGCCAAACCUACUGCAGGAUACCUGUUUAGCUGAGAUAUCUGCUGAAAACAACAAAUGGUGGACCUUGUGAUCCAGAUGUGCCAGCUGAGGCUCUAAGUGCAGCUGGUAACAACUGCCCUGGUGUCAUUUCAUUGGUGAUAAAAUGAUGAGAAAUUGCCAAAGAAAAAACCAGAUCAUGUGGAAUACUCUUUGUAAACAGAAAGAUGAAGGCAAAAGGGAAAAACUCACCAAUCCAAUGGCUUGUUUUGAUCAUUCUCUGCUCAAAAUGCUCCCUCUCCACCCCCUGUGGUUCUACUCUUCUGCUUAUUGCAGAUGAAUGGUUUUUGCAGAGCAUGGGAGCUCCAGGAGAUGAACAAAUCCCAAUCCCUAUUUGAGGGAUCUGUGUGCCUGACUCCCUGCACUAUGUGCAGUUUAUUUUAGUAGACAUGAACAUGAUGCCAGGGGUGUAUUUAUGAGCAUGCACAGAGGCAUUUCAGAGGAGUGGCACAUGAUGGGAGCCAUCACUUCAGGGUAUGUGUGCAGCAGCUGACAGCAGGCACAGUGACAGAGCAGAGCCAAGAAUGGGCUGUUGGGCUGGAGUUACAAGAGCAAAUAAAUCCCUUUUCCAUGCUGCAGUACUCUGUAUGUUUGGUUUACACUCUGGUGAACUUCCGAAAGGGAUUUAUGGAUGGACAAGGCUGUGGCACAGGCCACGACUCCACAACUGGCACAGCACAAAAAGGCCACAAUUCUGCACUAAACUCUGAACCAGUGGUGUUUCAGCCCCAGAUGGGAGACUAAGCACCUCUGAGAAGGUAUAAAAAAUUACAUGCAUAUGGAGAAGUCAUCUUCUGCCUCUGUAUCCCAACUAAGUGUAUGUACUAAAGUCAGCAUCUAGCCAGGGAGAACAGAAUCAUCAAGCUUUUAACAGUGGGCUUUAAAAUACUCUUUACACUUCAGAAGGUACAGAAAAUAAAGAAAACUCUGUAAAGAAAUGUAUUUUCUCUGUUGCCUGCACCCAUAUUAGUAAAAGGCACAUUACAUCAGCUUCUUAUGUUAUUUAAUGCACUUUAUUUUUUGCCAACAGACUGGAUCUAGGUAUUUGGUAUUUUUGUACUGCUGCACAUUGGAAUAUAUCUGCAGCCAGAGAAUAGUGAAUAGUUUAAGAAUUAUAAGA
Molecule: messenger RNA, 2566 nt
Organism: Ficedula albicollis (Collared flycatcher)
Lineage: Eukaryota; Metazoa; Chordata; Aves; Passeriformes; Muscicapidae
Gene: SMIM5
Product: small integral membrane protein 5
Exons: 4
Coding region: 711-950 (79 amino acids)
Source: RefSeq, a predicted model, not a curated record